This is a messenger RNA of Penicillium longicatenatum, 1770 nucleotides long. RefSeq names its product CAZyme family AA1. Bases 1 to 1770 code for a protein of 589 amino acids. Gene Ontology annotation, molecular function: copper ion binding; oxidoreductase activity. Lineage: Eukaryota; Fungi; Ascomycota; Eurotiomycetes; Eurotiales; Aspergillaceae. The record is from RefSeq and is a predicted model, not a curated record. The transcript has 2 exons.
AUGAAGCUACACUUGAUUGCCCUGGUGGUCCAUAUAUUCAGUAUUGGCACUGCGUACACGAAAGUCUCCAUCCAGUCAACCGAGUCAUUAGCAGCAUCCGUCAACACCACUUCCAAUGUCCAGUGCCAGAGCCCCUGUAGAAAGCCUGCAGAUACUCCUUGCCCAGGAAACACCCCCAAGAACAGAUCUGUCUGGUGCGAUUAUAACGUCAACACGGACUAUGAAAAUGUUGUACCUGACACCGGUGUAACGCGGGAGUAUUGGUUUGAUAUCAAACAGGUUGUUCUUGCCCCAGAUGGCGUCCCACGGCCAGUUUGGACAGUGAAUGGCACACUUCCUGGCCCGACUCUCAUUGCAAAUUGGGGUGAUUGGGUCGUCGUCCAUGUCAAAAAUAGUCUAGGUGCACAGAGAAACGGAUCUACCAUUCACUGGCAUGGUAUUCGUCAGAAUUACACGAACCCUAACGACGGCGUUCCCUCCAUCACACAAUGCCCCAUUGCACCCGGGAAGACGAUGACCUAUAAGUGGCGAGCUGUCCAGUAUGGCUCAUCGUGGUAUCACUCACACAUUGGCUUGCUGGCCUGGGAGGGCGUUUAUGGGGGUAUCAUUAUCAACGGGCCAGCAACUGCGAGCUAUGACGUGGAUAUGGGCUCCCUCUUCUUGAGUGAUUGGACUCACCAGACUGUGGAUGAACUUUAUUUGACGGAAGAGGUCAAUGGUCCCACGAGUUUGGCUAAUGGCCUCAUCAAUGGUACCAACGUUUACCAACCAAAUGAAAAUAGUACCAUCGUUUCAGGACAUCGCUUCAAGAUGAAAGUGAACGAGGGCACUUCAUACCGGCUCCGACUAGUAAACCCAGCCGUUGACACGCAUUGGAAGUUCAGCAUUGAUAACCACACGCUGGAGGUGAUUGCAAUGGACUUUGUGCCAAUCGUACCGUACAAAACAGAUGUGAUCAGUAUUGCAAUGGGACAACGCUAUGAUGUAAUUGUCACAGCAAACCAGAACCACGUGGCCGACUCAUUUUGGAUGAGAGCAUUGCCAGGGAGUCUAUGCUCUGCAAACAACCAAAGCGAAAACAUUCGUGGCAUAGUCUACUAUGGUAAAACUGCUAAGAUCCCAACUACAACGGCCUUUCACACCACAUCCGACUGUCUUGAUGAGCCACUAGCUAGCCUUGUCCCAUGGGUGAAGAAAAAUGUCGAGGCCCCGGCAUACGAUAACAGCACAGACGUCAAUGUCUUCAAAAACGCAGAGAACCUGUUCCGCUGGGAGUUCAACACAACAUCCUUGAACGUCAGCUGGACAGACCCAACUCUAUUGAAUAUCUACAACAACAAAAUGGACUUUUCAGACACAAGUGGUAUAGUCGAGCUCCCGGGAAAAAACCAAUGGGUAUAUUUCAUGAUCAACACGACGAUUCCCGUUACGCAUCCAAUUCACCUCCACGGUCAUGAUUUCUCUAUUCUGGCUCAGGGGACCGGUCUGUUUAAUGCUUCCUUGAUCACGACGAACCCCCCUCGUCGUGACACGGCUGUUCUACCCCCUAGCGGAUGGCUGUUGAUUGCGUUUGAAACCAAUAAUCCCGGUGCUUGGCUGAUGCACUGCCAUAUCGGGUGGCAUGUUAACAUGGGACUUGCCUUACAAUUUAUUGAAAAUCGGGAUGAGAUCCGUGACCUGAUCGAUUACAAAUCGCUUGAAAAAAACUGUCUUGCGUGGGAUCGAUAUGAUAAGCGGAAAGAUAUUGUGGAAAUGGAUUCGGGGGUUUAG